Molecule: messenger RNA, 261 nt
Organism: Paramecium sonneborni
Lineage: Eukaryota; Ciliophora; Oligohymenophorea; Peniculida; Parameciidae
Source: the annotation of a GenBank genome assembly
AUGGAGUAUAUUUAAUAGAUUUUAUUCGACAGCACAAGAAUUAUUAUUAAUAUAUCAACUAAUUUGACUCUAAAAUUCGAUAAUGAAAUGAUGAUUUUCUUUUAAUUAAGGUAUCUAAUUUAAUUGAUAAAAUAAAGAGUUUAGUAUUCUUAAACAUUUGUCAGACUUAUAUAUUUAAUUAAACGAAUAAACUUAUCAAUAACUCCUUUCAUUCCUUAUCUAUUUGAUAUCAUUAAUAAAGGAUAUAGAAUUAAAAAUUGA